Molecule: messenger RNA, 253 nt
Organism: Plectropomus leopardus (leopard coralgrouper)
Lineage: Eukaryota; Metazoa; Chordata; Actinopteri; Perciformes; Serranidae
Source: RefSeq, a predicted model, not a curated record
GUGCGUGCGGAGCUGCAGAGCUGUGUGAGCCGUCAGCAGGAGGCGCUGCGCUGCAGAGAGGUGUGUCUGCUGGGUCAGAUCGAGCUGCUGGAACAACUGAAGACUGAAACUCUGCAGCAGCAGCUGCACCAGCUGCACUGGCUCAGAGGUCAGUUUGAUGUGAUCGCACAUCAGCUGCAGAACUCAAACAGCAGCAACGACCUGAGUAACCAGCUGACUGCCUGCAUGGAGAGGUAACACACACACACACACA